GGGUAAUUUUCUGGCUGAGGCCUCGUUAGAGAGGAGUGUGCGCUCGGGACCUGAGGCUCCAGCCAGCGUUGGGAGAUUGCGGAGAGGUGGCCCGCCUGGUCUUGAGUGGUUGGAGAUCUCCAGGAGCCCACAGCUUUCCUUCUUUCUCACUCACACACUCCAGCCUCACUUGUUAGGCGUCCCGCCAACAGACGAUGAGGCGGUGCCGGAAGGAUGAAGGUGGACGUAGCUCACCGCCACUCCACCGCAGAAGAGCCAAAGCUUGUUUCUCAGCCAGCGGAGAGCACGAAGAAGAAGAUACAGAUAGACUCGCAAAUUCUAGAAGGAUUCUACCAUUUUCUUGUUUACCCUGAAGACACUUGGAAAUUAAUGGGUAACACAUUUCAUGAAAAUUUCUAAAUGUUUUUUUUUUCAUAUCUCUGAGGCCUUUUGUGGAGAAUUAAUAGGUUGAAUGCACGCAUGGAUAAAAUGGAUCAUCUUAAAGGAUUGAAGUUCCAAAAAUAUAUCAGCAGGAUUGGACAGGUUUGACAUAAUGAGAUUUCUAUUUUAGCUUGAUUUCUAGAACUCUGAAUAAACUAUAAACUGAGCUACACAAGGUCCUAAGAAGGAAGUUUCUCUUCUAAACUAUUCUAGUCGCAUAUAACAUUUUUCUUCUUCAGAUCCUUUGAAAAAGUAUAUUUAGUCAUCAGUUUUCUAAGGUAUAUGACUAUUAGACACUUACCAACUUUUAAUAUAUGAAGUGGGAUAGAAAGCAGCAAUCAAUACCAUACUGGAAAACAAACUGAAUUAAAGAAAUAGACAAAGAAGAGGAAAAAUCUCUACAUAAGCACUGAUUGAGAUGGCAGAAGCUUCUGUAGAUGCCUCGACUCAACCCAUAACAGUGAAGAAAAAGAAAAGCCUAUCCAUUGAGGAAAAGAUCGACAUCAUAAAUGCAGUAGAAAGUGGCAAGAAAAAAGCAGAAAUUGCAGCUGAAUAUGGAAUAAAGAAAAAUUCAUUGUCUUCUAUUAUGAAGAAUAAAGACAAAGUUCUAGAAGCCUUUGAAUCUCUGAGAUUUGAUCCAAAGAGAAAAAGACUGAGAACUGCUUUUUACACAGAUCUGGAAGAGGCAUUAAUGAGGUGGUAUCGAAUUGCUCAGUGUCUAAAUGUUCCAGUUAAUGGUCCAAUGCUGCGUCUGAAAGCUAAUGAUUUUGCCCAGAAACUGGGACAUAAUGAUUUUAAGUGCAGUAAUGGUUGGCUGGAUCGUUUUAAAUCCAGAUAUGGUUUGGUCUUUAGAGCUCAACCUGUAGAAGCUACAGGUGAAGCAGUAGACCCUUCAAUUGUCUGGUACCAAAAUGUAUUACCUUAUUAUUUAAAUGAUUAUCAUGCUAAAAAUGUUUUUAAUAUAAAAGAAACUGGGCUGCUUUACCGAAUGUUACCUACAAAUACAUUUGCAUUUAAAGGAGAAACAUGCUCAAUUGGAAAGUUAUGCAAAGACAGAAUAACUCUGGUGGUUGGCACAAACAUGGAUGGCUCAGAGAAACUUCCUUUGCUUAUCAUUGGAAAAAACAGAAAUCCACAUUGUUUCAAGGGUAUAAAAUCAUUGCCUGUGUAUUAUGAAGCUAACAGAAUGGCAUGGAUGACCUCAGAUGUAUUUGAACAAUGGAUGCAGAAACUUGAUGAGAAAUUUCAAGCCCAACAACGAAGAGUGGUAAUUUUUGUUGAAUCUCUUCCCGCACAUCCAGAGGUAAAGAAUCUAAAGUCCAUUGAGUUAGCAUUCUUUCCAUCAUGUUUAUCUUCCAAAUGUAUAGCUAUGAAACAAGGUGUUAUUAAAAGCCUUAAAGUCAAAUAUCGAUUUAGUCUUAUCAAUAAAUUUUUAAGCUCUGUUGAAGAUAGCAAAGAAUUUACGUUUUCGCUACUAGAUGCAGUUGAUACAUUGCAUCUCUGUUGGAGGGCUGUAACCCGAGAGAUUAUUGUUAAAAGCUAUGAAGAAGCAGGAUUCAAAUCUCAAAAGGAAGAAAGUGACACAACACAUGCAGAGAGUGAAACUGUUCUUGAUUUUCUUGCCCAUGCUGUGGGAGCAGGAGUGGAAUUUCCUGAAGGUUUAUCUAUAGAGGAGUAUGCUGCCCUGGAUGAUGAUUUGGAGACAUGUGAAGCAGCUCCAACUGACGAUUCAAUAUUGACCAAAGAAAGUAAAUCAGAUGAAACCGUAUUUUAUACUUCUGAUGAAGAGGAUGAUGGGGGAUCUCUAGGAACUGAACUCCUUUUGCCAUCAAAAAAUGAAGCAAUAACUGCUUUAGUUACUCUUAAAAAUUUUCUUAGAAGUCAAGAUAUGAAUGAUGGACUUCAUAAUUCUUUAGCAGACCUUGAAAAUUUUAUUAACCAUUUAUCACCUAAAUAAUUAUUUAUUGUGCAACAUCUGAAGAGUAAUAGCUUUUCCUGAUGUGUUUUAAUAUAUAAGGUAUGUAAAGGAUAAAUACCACUUAAACAUAAAAUAUGAAGUACU
Molecule: messenger RNA, 2482 nt
Organism: Galeopterus variegatus (Sunda flying lemur)
Lineage: Eukaryota; Metazoa; Chordata; Mammalia; Dermoptera; Cynocephalidae
Gene: TIGD4
Product: tigger transposable element derived 4
Exons: 2
Coding region: 839-2377 (512 amino acids)
Cellular component (GO): nucleus
Molecular function (GO): DNA binding
Source: RefSeq, a predicted model, not a curated record